This is a messenger RNA of Grosmannia clavigera kw1407, 1011 nucleotides long. Its product is annotated as uridine/cytidine kinase. The record is from RefSeq and is a predicted model, not a curated record. Gene Ontology annotation, cellular component: cytoplasm. NCBI's taxonomy places the organism in Eukaryota, Fungi, Ascomycota, Sordariomycetes, Ophiostomatales, Ophiostomataceae. The transcript has a single exon. Gene Ontology annotation, molecular function: GTP binding. The coding region runs from base 1 to 1011 and encodes 336 amino acids. Gene Ontology annotation, biological process: SRP-dependent cotranslational protein targeting to membrane.
AUGACGUCGACGCCAGACGUCCCGCAGCAGUUGUGCAUCGUCGACGACAAGUCGCCCGUCUGCAUUCCCUUUAUCCUCGACCGUCUGGCCGCGUAUCAGAAGCAGCAGAAGCAGGACCAUGACCAUGACCAUGACCAUGACCAGAGCCACCACCACCAUCCCCGGCCCUUUCUCGUCGGCAUCAACGGCGUCCAGGGCAUUGGCAAGACCACCCUGGUCAGCGCCCUGGCCGAGACGCUGCAGAGCCGCCAGGGCCUCGAGACGCUCAUCGUCAGCAUCGACGACUUCUACCUCAGCCACGCGGACCAGCGCGCCCUGGCAGCCGCCCAGCCCGACAACGGCCUCGUCCAGGUGCGCGGCGAGCCCGGUACCCACGACACGCAGCUGCUAGCUGCUUUUUUUGACGCCAUCUGUGCCGGCGCCCCGACUCGCGUGCCCCAGUACGACAAGGCCGCUUUUUUCGGCCAGGGCGACCGCAUCGCUCCCUCAGCCUCCAACGCUGGCCGCCUCGUCAACGGGCUCGCUGACCGGCCGCUCCAGGUCGUCAUCCUCGAGGGCUGGUGCGUCGGUUUUCGACCGGCCGAUCCGGCCGUCAUCGAGGCCAAGUGGAAGACCGCUGUAGCUGCUGCUGCUGCUGCUGCUGCUUCACCCACACCCGUUUCCUCCCAACUACACAAACACAAACUCGAGCACCUCCUCUUCGUCAACAGCCAGCUCGCCGCCUAUGAUUCCGCCGUCACUCGUCGCCUCGAUGCCUUCAUCCACCUCGACGCCCAGCAGACCCCCUUCGUCUACGCCUGGCGUCGCGAGCAGGAAGCCGCUCUGCGCCGCGACCGCGGCUCCGGCAUGACCGACGACCAGGUCGACCGCUUCGUCGACGCCUACUACCCCGCCUACGAGCUCUUCUCCGACGGCGUCCGCCAGGGCCUCUUUCUGCCCGACCGUCCCGGCUGCCAGCUGCGGCUUGUCGUCGGAAGAGACCGCCGCGUCCAGGAGACUGUCGUCUUGUAA